AUGGAAGUGAAGCUCGUCCUAUUCUCGCUUCUACUUCACAUAGGAGGAUUAAUUCCAUGUGGAGGAUCAAAGAAUACAGGCGGUGAAGUCGUACUCGACUUGCUCAAGGUUGAUGCCUCCAGUUUCGAUACCUUUGCAACGAGACCGUACCAAACACACGUCAAGACUUUUGUGCCAAAGGAUGGCUGUACCAUAAAGGAAGUCAAGGAAGGGAAAAACUCUCUCUUAAAGGCGAAUGGACACCACUGUGAUAACGUUGUUGUGUUGUUUGACAAGAAUGAUGCUCUCAGUCACGUUCUUGUCCACCUAAAGGAUUGUAAGACUCCUGUUUACCACGAAAAGGUGAACGGGAAGUGGCACACUACCACGGAAGAGGAUUUUUAUGACGCAUUCCACCAGAGGGUGCUAAACGAAAAUGUCUUUGAAACCGUAGAUAUCGACACCUCAAAGAAGGAAACAUGCGACAAGUACUUUGUCACAAACUCUCCCAACUUCCCAUUCCUUGUGUAUGCACCAAAUGUAGGCUAUCACAUUAAAAAGGUUUCAAGUGGCCAAGUUGUUUGGGAGGCAAAGGAUGAAGAUGAGAGAUGUAUAUAUGUUUCCCUUUAUCCAAGAGAUGAGCCUAAACUGGUAAAUGUGGUCGUUAAAAAUUCAUUUAGUGUGUACCAAUUCUUUUUCAAGCACGAAGGAUCCCGGAGUAAAUGGACCAGUAUUGAGAAGGCAACAUAUGCAAGGGAGCUCGAAGCAUCCGGUUUCAAGGUUUCCGAAUUUAAUGAUCACGUCAAGUUGGACAUUGGCAAUGUGGACAAGGAUCUAGUUUACACCCAUUCAUACACCAACAACCUCACAGUGGAUGUUCACUAUCCACUUCCUGGAUUGGUUGUAAACGAGGUUGUUGAUGGUCAUACUGAGGUCUGGAAGUCAAAAUCUCAAGAGGAGUAUUGCACCUACGUAAAUGUGGCUGUGCACGACAAAUCCACAUUAGCAAUGUAUAUUUUUGUGGACUCUGGAGAUGAUCGCAAAGUCUUGUAUUUCCAGAAAAAGGGACAUGCAUGGAAAUCCGUUGAUAAAAAGAAAUACUUUGCGCUAUUUUCUACUGUGGAUGGAGUGGAGUUGGUACACAAUGACAAGGAAGACCACAAGAUUCUUGUUGGCAGUUUUAAAAACCAUCAAGGUCUUAGAGUUGUCACGUAUGCUUCCGAGGUAGAAAACUCCAAGGGAAACUUUGUCCUUGUCCCAGACAUUCGCUCGCACUUUAGAUCAGAUUUAUGCACCUGUUCAUUGGAGUGGAACCGCAAACAUUUUGGAUUUCCUCUAUUCCCACGUGUUGACCCGUUGGGUGAAUACAAGGUUCUAGCGGAACCUAAGAAUGUUGAUCGGUACAAGGAUGUAUUUAAAUACAAGCAUCUAGAUGGUGCAAACGCCCUUGAGUUGUCGCCAAGGUACGAGUACGAAGGGACACUAACAAAGUUUUUAAAUGAUUUGGGCUAUUCGGUUUAUAGUCUGGACCUACAGUCACAAGGCUUAUCGGACUCUGUUAAGGAUAUCCGGUGUUAUACUCGUGUUUUUAAGGACUAUGUCUAUGAUGUGAUGCAGUUUGUAAACAUUGUCAAGAGGGGCAAGUUUGGAGAUCCUAAUGAAAAGUGGGAUGAGAAGAUGGUAUACGAGAACACUCCUACAGAUAAAAAGAUAUUCCUGCUAGGAAACUCCAUGGGAGGCAACAUUGUCUUUCAAGCCGUUCAAGAAUUUCACAGAGUGAAGAAGGGAGGAAAGUUUGUUGACGGUCUAGUUGGUCUUUCUGCUGUGCUCAACAUUGAUUGCAAUCUAGAUACGCCAGCUAAAAGAGCAUCCAAGAAAGCUCUCAAAGUUGCUGCAUGGUCCACACCGGAGAAGAUGAAUCCCUACGAAGACCUUUUCAACUAUGGAGAAUCGUUUGAAUGCUUCAUGAGGUUUAGAGACCCUUUGCAUUACCCAAACAGAACCACCUUUGGCACACUCCAAUCAAUCUUUGACGCAUGCAGCGAUGUUACAGACAACAUGCGUUAUUAUCCAAAGGAUCUCGCUACUUUGUUUAUUCACGCCAGCAAGGAUGCUCUCUCCGGAGUGGAGGGUCCGAAGGAAGUAAUAAAACAUCUUAAUCACGCAACUCUUGUGGAACUUGGGGGAUCCUGCCACUAUUUGGCGGCUCCUCAAUUGAUUUUAAACAUAGUUAAACCACUGAAUGAGUGGCUUAACAAACAUAAAUGA
Molecule: messenger RNA, 2247 nt
Organism: Theileria equi strain WA
Lineage: Eukaryota; Apicomplexa; Aconoidasida; Piroplasmida; Theileriidae
Exons: 1
Coding region: 1-2247 (748 amino acids)
Cellular component (GO): membrane
Molecular function (GO): lipase activity
Source: RefSeq, a predicted model, not a curated record